Molecule: messenger RNA, 1889 nt
Organism: Suillus discolor
Lineage: Eukaryota; Fungi; Basidiomycota; Agaricomycetes; Boletales; Suillaceae
Product: Alpha/Beta hydrolase protein
Exons: 15
Coding region: 1-1494 (497 amino acids)
Biological process (GO): proteolysis
Cellular component (GO): fungal-type vacuole
Molecular function (GO): serine-type carboxypeptidase activity
Source: RefSeq, a predicted model, not a curated record
AUGUUUCUGAGAACGCUUAUCCCAGUCGGAAUUGCAUUAUUAGUUGGCGUAUGCAUUAUUCACACUGUAUCUGUUAAUCUCGACACUACAGAAGCAGGGUUCAUCGACACUCAGUCCAAGGCUAAUCCAUCUGUGAUUCGCUAUGUUAAAAACUCGGAAAUCUGCGAAACAACUCCAAAUGUUACACAGAUUUCAGGGUACAUUGACGUUGGGACGAACAUGUCCAUGUGGUUCUGGUUCUUCGAGUCUAGAAACUCACCCGAAACAGCCCCAUUUACUCUAUGGUUGAAUGGUGGUCCUGGAUGUUCUUCUAUGAUCGGAUUGUUUCAAGAGAACGGGCCAUGCUUAGUGAAUGCCGACCGUAAUUCAACCACUCUUAACCCCUACAGCUGGAAUAAUCUCAGCAACAUGAUCUAUAUCGACCAGCCAAUUGGGACUGGAUUCUCCUAUGGUAAUACUGAUACGGUGAAUAGCACCAAAGCCGCUGCACCCUAUGUAUGGACUGCAUUCCAGGUUUUAUUUGAGAGCCAGCUAUUUUCGAAGUAUGCCAGUCGAGAAUUCAUCUUUGCCACAGAAAGCUACGGCGGUCACUAUGGACCCAGUUUUGUGACCUACUUCGAAGAGCAAAAUAGGUUAAUCGCUAGUGGGGGGAUCGAUGCCAUUCCAAUUGUGGUUAAAGCUCUGAUGAUUAACAAUGGCUGGUUUGAUCCACUCAUUCAGAACAUCGCAUGGUUGAACUUUGCGACCUAUGCUCCAGGUUAUGGACAGCUCCAGCCAGAUGAAGUACUCAAGGACAUGUCAAAUGCUCUUUAUGGCUCUAACGGUUGCGUAGCACAAGAGAAAGCCUGUUACACAGCUGGAAAUUCCACCAGCUCAAACAGGAUUUGUCAGGAUGCUGAUGAUUACUGCAUUGAUAAUCUUUACUAUCCUGCUGUGGAGGGUUACGACCAGCAUGAUUUGCGUCAAAAAUUAUCUAUUUUAUCCCCCCCUGAAUAUUAUGUGGAUUAUUUACGCGAGAAGCAUGUCAUGGAGAAGAUUGGUGCUGAGGUUAAAUAUGAGGAAUGCGCAAACGCACCUAUGGAGCAGUUUGCAAAGACAGGCGAUGCAAGUUUUUGUCCAACUUUUUCCCCCUCGAGUGUUGAAUUUACGAUCCUGUUAAAGGACGCUAGGACUUGGCUGCCCCAGCUGUCGGCUCUGGCCAACUCUGGGAUGAAGAUUUUGAUUUGGGCUGGAGAUGCUGAUAUUAACUGCAACUGGCUUGGGAGUCACGCGUCAGUCCUAGCAAUGGAUUGGUAUGGCAAUGAGACACUCCAUAUCACCCCAUUCACCAAUAUGACAAUCAACGGCAUACCUGUUGCAGCCGUGCAGAAUGUUGACAACUUCUCCUUUGCGCGGGUGUACGCUGCGGGACACCUAGUGCCUGCUUUCCAGCCCCAAGUAGCAUUGGAGAUUUUCUCGCAGGUUAUUCAGAAGGAACAACUUCACUCAGUCUAAAGAGUGAACUUAAGUAACAGACACUGGCAUCGUGCUGAUGUAUCCUUGGCGUGUUGUAGGGGGGGGAGAUGCUUCUCCUCAGGCCCUCGAACUUCCCGAUCUACCUCAAGGAUGCGGCAUGCCCAUCACGAGCAGCCGCUUCAGACGCGCCGAAGUUGCAGAGACUAUAUACAAUGAUUGGUAUGACUAUUUUGACGUCUAGAUAAAGUUAUUUACUUUGUAUCGUGUAAUCACGAUUCUAGCACUUUGCAGUCCCCGACUUUCCACGAAACUUGUACUAAAAGAUAGUACUCGACGGUUUUCUUACACCGAUGCUUGCUAUUCCGAAAAUUUGUCUACUUUGUCUGCACCUGGUCUACGUGUUGGUACUAAAAGAUUGGACGUGUGAAAUAAGG